AUGCUCUGCGAGAUAUUUGAGAUGCACAAAGAACCCAUAGCACACAACCCCCAAAACAUUCGUGUGGUUCAUUCGGUAUUCCCCUUUGGCCUUUGCCACGCAUCUGACACUAGCUCUUUUGAUUCUUUAGCAAAUCGGAGUUCAAUUGAUCGGAAACGUCACUCAGAAAUGGAUAUGACAAGGAGAGUGACUAGAAACCAGAAUGAUGAUGUUGCAUCUACCAGUAAGACUAUCAAGACUGAUGAUGUGAGACCUUGGUCAUACCUCAAUCAUGACAUGCUUUUAUUAGUUAUGAUGCAACUGGGGGUCAUCGAUUUUAUUGCUUUUAGUGGUGUCUGCAAGUCAUGGAGAUCAGUAGCACUCAGUAACAGGAAAAGUUUUAUGGCAUCCAAACCACCGAUGCUGACGCGUAUCUCUGGUCGUCUUCAUAUGGAUAAGAAAUUCCACAUAGAUGACCAUGAAGGAAGAAAGUUUAAAACCAUAAUUCCCCAUUCUGUUGACUGGUACAAUGAAGGAUUAACUUCUUGUUACAUGAUCUUGUUCAGGUUUAAUACCAAGGAGUACCGGCUUGUGAAUCCAAUCACUAGACAUGAAUUUAUUUUCCCUCCUAUCCCUUGGGAGACUGAUUAUGGCUCCAGAUCUGUCCUAGUCUUUUCACCUUCAAUCUCUAAAAUGGUGUUUGUUGUGUUAGCCCAGAAGCAAAUAUGGUUUUCUAUAGCGGAUGAGGGAACAUGGAAUCAUGUCUCCUCUUUCGACCUCAAAUAUUGUAGGGAUUUACAUGUUUUUAAGGGGAAGAUAUAUACUGUAGACACGAAUAAUUUUAAUUUAUGUGAAUUCAGACUCAAUCCUGAGCCCAAAGUGACGUUGCUCGAAACCAAGAAUCUUCCGGAGGAUCCGCGAAUACUUUUGCCGCAGCUUGUAAGUUGCGGUGAAAACCUUUAUGUGAUGGGAAGCUCAGUAUACGCAGAAAAGUUCAAUGUCUUUAAAUUAGAUUUUGGUAAAAUGGAAUGGGUGGAUUUUGAAGAUACAAGAGACGUAUGUGGUUUCUUUCUAAGCGAGGAGGAUUAUAGUGCUGCUGUUAAACCAGAGCUGUGGGCUGACCCUUGGUCACAUUACGAGGCAUAUGAUAUUGAUAACGGAGGUGAACAUGAGAAAAUAUUGUUUUCUGCAAUCAGAGGGUGGUAUUUCCCGCAUGAAUGUGAGAAUGUUAAUCUCAUAGAAGAGUCAUGACUUUGAAAUGCGUGGCUAAUGCAUCUGGUUUAAUUCAUAUCAAAUUAUAGGUUUUAUCUUUAAGCCUUCUUAUGAUUGAGAUGAUGGUGUUUUUUUUUU
Molecule: messenger RNA, 1329 nt
Organism: Lactuca virosa
Lineage: Eukaryota; Viridiplantae; Streptophyta; Magnoliopsida; Asterales; Asteraceae
Source: the annotation of a GenBank genome assembly